Molecule: messenger RNA, 1140 nt
Organism: Rotaria sp. Silwood2
Lineage: Eukaryota; Metazoa; Rotifera; Eurotatoria; Philodinida; Philodinidae
Source: the annotation of a GenBank genome assembly
AUGGCAUCGAUCAGACUAAACAACCCGCCAAGCUUAAUGUUCGAAGUUAGUAAUCUCAUCAUCUUGUACGAACAAUAUGUACGAAUACUUAUGUGUUUAGUUCGACCUAAAGUGGAAGCACCGAAAUCCGUAAAUGAUCAAUCAUGUGUCUUCGGUCAAGAUACUCAAAUCUCAUGGAAAUUCAGCGGUAUCGAGAAACCACAAGUGGCAUGGUCUUUUAAUGGUCAACCACUUCCAACCAACGAUCGCUUUCAACUGACUGAGUCUGAAGAUGGAACAUCGACCCUAUCGAUUCGUCAAGUUGAACUUGUCGAUCAAGGUGUCUAUACUGUUCGAGCAACCAAUGCUGUUGGUGAAGCUGAAGCUAAAACAACAUUGAAAAUUGCUUACGUCAAACCUGUCAUCAACACUGAUCUCAAUGCUGCACUACAAGCCACAAAAUAUGAAACCAUGACACUCAAAGUCGUCGCCAGUGGAAUCCCGAAACCUGAUGUUAUCUGGAUGAGAGACAAUGAUGAACUCACACUCAAUGAUCGCAUUCAAGUGACACCACCGACUGAUAACGAUGACAAAUACACAAUGAUUAUCUUGAAUGUACAACCAGAAGAUCAAGGAGAAUAUUCAGCCAAGAUUUCCAAUGUUGGUGGAUCACUCCAAUCCAAUAAGUGCAAAGUCACUGUUUCGAAAUCGCCAGUGUUUAUUGUCAAGCCGACAGGACAAAGAGUGAAACAAGGCGCGACAGCAGUAUUCGUGGUGACAGUUGAUGGAUAUCCACUACCGACUAUUGCAUGGCUUCUCAAUGGAAAAUUAUUGGCAGCGAAAGAAGGUGUGCAAGAACAGUUUAUCACUGUAACUGGUGAAGCUAAGUUAUCCAUUGGGAACAUCGAUCUAAAACAACAUGCUGGUUGGAUUACUUGUCGUCUCGAGAAUCCGUAUGGCUAUCAAGAAGAGACUGUUCAACUUGCUGUUCUUGUUGCACCAAUAAUCACUACACAGUUGCCCAAAGAGCAAGAAAUUGUGAGUGGACGAGAUGUCACAUUAAAAGUGGUCGUGCAUGGAUCACCACAACCAUCUGCCCAAUGGUUUUUCAAGGAUAGACCCAUUGAAGCAGGCGAUGCAAUACUUGGACGACUUAAAUAA